AUGACCAACCCGCCCAACCCCCCCCGCAAACGUGCCCCUUCCCCGCAAAACCACAAACUUUUCGACGCAUGGAACUCCGCCUCAACAGGCCACCAAAAACACAAAGCCGCCUACGCAGGAACAGCCACAUGGCGCGACACACGCUCGCUGAAACUAGAGCGACAGCUCGGAACCGGCGACUGUCUCCGCCCGGAAGACCAUGUGCCCUCGUCGCGGUCGCGCGCAUUCGACGGGACCUACGGAAGUGACCAAGAGGAUGGCGAGAAGAAGGAUACGCUCAACGGCGCCGGGGAGUGGAGGUGGGUUAGCGAUAUGGAAGCGAAACGCUCGCAGCUGGGCGUGCGGGAUAUCCGCAGCUUCAUGGGGAGCUCUGGGAAACGGAAGUUGGAUUCGGAUUAUGAGGCGCGGCUAGCGGCGAAAAAAAUGAAAGGCGACGAUGCGAAUGCGGCGGUACGAGCUACGAGUACAGGUGACGGGAAGAAGGAGGUGGAAGGCGCGGCCGCUGCGCGCAGGGACUCGGAGUCGCUACGACUGUCAUCUGGACCUGGUGCGCUAUCCGUGUCCGGGCCUACCGCCGCCACAUUGAAAAGUUCCAAUAUAUUCCUCGGCACGACGGUGUUUAUCAACGGCUCGACCCUCCCGUUAAUUUCGGAUCAUAGACUGAAACGUCUGCUUGUCGAUCACGGCGCUCAGAUCUCCAUUCACAUGGCGCGGAAAACGGUCUCGCAUGUGAUUGUUGGACAGCCGAACGCGGUAUCUAAUGCGACUGCGCUCGGUGCGGGUGGGGGGCUUUCGGCUAGGAAACUUCAGCAGGAGAUUAGUAGGGGUGGAUGGAAGGGUGUGAGGAUUGUUGGCGUGGAAUGGGUUCUGGAGAGUAUCAAGGUUGGGAAACGGCUUUCUGAGUCCCGGUUUGGCGUUUUGAACGUUGCACCGAAGGGCCAACAGAGUGUUGCUGGGAUGUUCGGGCGUCGGUAA
Molecule: messenger RNA, 975 nt
Organism: Penicillium verhagenii
Lineage: Eukaryota; Fungi; Ascomycota; Eurotiomycetes; Eurotiales; Aspergillaceae
Exons: 2
Coding region: 1-975 (324 amino acids)
Source: RefSeq, a predicted model, not a curated record